Sinocyclocheilus grahami is the source of this 1584-nucleotide messenger RNA. Its product is annotated as ras-related and estrogen-regulated growth inhibitor-like. Gene Ontology annotation, molecular function: GTPase activity; GTP binding. Bases 196 to 837 code for a protein of 213 amino acids. The transcript is spliced from 8 exons. The record is from RefSeq and is a predicted model, not a curated record. Lineage: Eukaryota; Metazoa; Chordata; Actinopteri; Cypriniformes; Cyprinidae.
UCCGGAGGCUCGACUGUCAAAGGCGAUAAAUCAGCUGGUCGUUUAAUGAGUCUCGCAGUCGAGCCCCGGUUAUGAAUACAGACGGAGAGCGCAGGAGCAGCAGAGUCUGCAGCAUAUGAACUCCACGAGUCUCCACUGGAACACAGUGAUAUAGAGUCAAGCACUGUUCGCAUUUUUAACAACUUUGGGGAGCAAAUGAUCAUGUCAGAGUCUGUACGGAAGAUGUUGAGGGCGAAGCUCGUGGUGCUGGGAAGAGAUAACUGUGGGAAGACAGCUCUGUGUGUCAGAUUUAUCACCAGACGUUUCAUUGGAGAGUAUGAACAUAAAAGGGAGGUCACCUACAGAUGUCAGAAAAUUGUGGACAAGGAGGCGAUUGAGUUGGAGAUUUUAGACACUGUUAAUAAGGAAUGUGUAGGUCCUGCGGCGUCCUCUCUGGAGAGUUCCAUUAAAUGGGGUGAUGGGUUUCUCAUUAUGUACUCUGUGACGGAUCGCAGCAGUUUUGAGGCUGUGUCGCGUCUGAAGAGACUGAUUGACCACGUUAAACAAACGCUUGGUAUUCCAACAGUCAUCGUUGCCAACAAAUGUGACAUGGAGAACGGCCGUGUGGUGAGGACAGAUGAGGGACAGGCUUUAGCCUCAAACCUGAGGUGCAGUUUCUUUGAGCUGUCUGUGGCAGAGGACGCUUCAGCAGUGGAGGCCGCGUUCGGGCAGCUGGUGCGUGAAGUGCGUCAGGAGUUUCAGCGCCACCUGCUGGCUAUGGACAAGCGCUCACGGAUGCUGCAGAUGAGACAUGCCCUCAAAAACAAGCUCACGCGGAGUAAAACCAUGCAGUGGUGACCAGGAAGAGUAAACUCAGUUCAGACAUGACUACAGUAGUGCUGUAUCCUGGCAUAACAACCUUUCAGAGAACAACAAGUGCCUUAUGGAUUUACAAAUAGUGUCAUGGACAUUGUUAUGCGUGUAUGACAGGCAGCAUAAAGCAGCAAAAAGCAGUGUUUUUAAAGGUGCACUGGCUCCCUUAAAACAUUCCCUUUCAUUGUUUGGACAAACAGGUAGUCUCACCUCAAACUUUUGCAACUGAAUGUGCCAGAAGCUGACAUGCUGGACCAACAAACAGAACAAAGUUGAGAUUCUACAGUAAGCCAACCUCUCUGUGCAUUAAACCGUUUUACUAUAAAGUAUUUCAUCAUUUAAAAUGGAUCCAUUUGACCACUUGAGAGCAGUAUACCUCUUCUUUUGCAUCAAUUUCACUGUAAAUGAUGUCAUUCCAGUGCAACAUUCAUUCUGUAUUUAAAAUGAGAAGUCAUAAAUGCUUAUUUAUAGGCACCACAUUUAUUUUGAUAGACUGCGCUUGUCUAGUAUGAUUAAGUCAUGCUUAAAAUGGCAGAUGAUCUGUCUUCUGACUUGGUAUUUUGAUGCUCUUUUGAUCCAAUUUCAUUCUCACGUGCCUCUAUGAGAUUGAAAUGUCAUGAGGGAACAACCAAUUAUAUGGUGUUUUUCUAUUUUACAGCUGUUUUUAGACUCACAUUCUGGCUUUGUGCACAAUCCACUUUGUGGAGUAAAAUGUUUCCAAAAUGGGUUACA